Pimephales promelas (fathead minnow) is the source of this 1708-nucleotide messenger RNA. RefSeq names its product F-box and leucine rich repeat protein 8 (gene fbxl8). The record is from RefSeq and is a predicted model, not a curated record. Gene Ontology annotation, molecular function: protein binding. NCBI's taxonomy places the organism in Eukaryota, Metazoa, Chordata, Actinopteri, Cypriniformes, Leuciscidae.
GCAGGAGGAAGUACAGAAGUUUGAGAACGUUGUUUUUUUUUGGAGUCUGACAGACAUGUAUGCAGACAGCAGAAUCAACUGAGGUGUUUUUUGUUAUGAUAUCAGAUAACCUUUUUGUUUGCGUAUUUUAACUGGCGGCUGACUGGGCUCGAUUGGUAAUGGAAUGGAUCUGCCAGAAGAGAUCCUUGCACAUAUCUUUUCUUUCCUGCCUUUACAGGACAAAUGCAACGCAUUUACUGUUUGUAAGGCUUGGUCAAAUAUCAUGACACAUCCAAGCUCAUGGAGAGAUACUGAAGUCAGGUGUGAGUCAGGAACCAGUGUCCCUGAAAGAUAUUCUGCUCUUCUGUCAUUGGUCAGAAAUUUGAAACUGAUAAUGAGUCUGACCGAUCCAGCCAAUCGCAAAACAGCACUAUGGGUGUUGCGGCAGGCGAUAUCCAUGGGCGAUGGGCGGCUGCAAUUGCAAGGACUUUCCAUCUGUUGUGUGGGGAACACACCCCUCUUUUAUGCUGGUCAGGACUUGCAGCAAGGCUUAGUGGACAUACUGACGAAUGGGUCGUCCCUGACCCAGCUUGACCUAAAGGGUGUGCCCUUCACCCUCAGCGACUCCUUCGUCAGGAGCGUUGCCAUGCUUUGCCCUGCUCUGCAAAGUCUUUAUGUCAACAAUCAUUCUUUGGUGUGUGGCGUCAACGCGGAGACUCUUAGGCAAGUGCUGAAGUCCUGCCAGUCGCUCAAUGUUCUUGGAGUUUUUCAGGCUAGUCUAUCACAAGACGUCUUUAAAGAUCUCAUGCUGCCAGAACGACCAGCAUUAAAGAAACUAGAGCUCCGUUGUGAACGCUCACUCAAAUACACCGUGCCUCUCUGUGACCAGAUAUGGUUAGAGUUAAAACUGAGACACCCACGUCUCUGGGUGGAACUUGAGCUUGACCACACCCUACCUGAAUUGCACGUCCCUGGGGUUCUGCAGCCCAGCAUCCCAGUUCGAUGUCUUCGGCUGCUUACUUGGACAUUGCUGUUGAAUGAGGUUCAGAUAGUCGGGCAGAGCUACGCAACCACGCUAGAGUUUCUUGAGCUGCAAACGACUGCGUCUUCUGAACUAAACCAUGUGUUGAUAGCUUUAGCGAAGCAAUGCAUUAAGCUCCAAGAGGUUCACUGUUAUUGUGUGGUCUCACAAGAAGUGAUAACAGCGUUCAUCACAAACUGUCCGAAUCUCUACAGAUACACACUCAAAAUACACAAAGAGGCUCACCCCUGGACCUGUACAAAACUAAAGUAAUGGUCUCUAGCACUCUUCACACAUGAUUAGAUAAUGUAAUUCAUACACUAAUCACUAUGUACUUUUUCUUUUGUCAUCAACAGAAAUUGUUUGUAUUGAAGGGGUAUUACACCCAAAAAUAUAAUAACUCUGUCAUCAUUUACUCACCCUCAUGUCAUUCCAAACUUGUACGACUUUCUUUCUUCUGCGGAACACAAAAGAUGAUAUUUCGACAUUGAAGCGUGUUGACUAUGGGCAAAAACGAUGAGACAUUUCUCAAAACAUCUUCUUUUAUGUUCCACAGAAUAAAGAAGUGCAUACAGGUUUAGAAUGAGGACAGAAGUCAGUCAGUCAUACAUAAGGACAGUGAGUUUUCUUUUUGGUAAACUAUAUCUAAAUUGGAAAAGGAAAAAAGGAAACGGUCACUUAUGUUUUUAGAGUUUUAGUGUUUUUUUU